Molecule: messenger RNA, 1149 nt
Organism: Uloborus diversus
Lineage: Eukaryota; Metazoa; Arthropoda; Arachnida; Araneae; Uloboridae
Exons: 10
Coding region: 120-929 (269 amino acids)
Molecular function (GO): protein binding
Source: RefSeq, a predicted model, not a curated record
UCCCAACAGAAGACGAGCCACCUGUACCUCCUGAAAGAAGACGUAAGCUUCAAGAUAAGAAAUCAGCUGAGACGCAAAUCAAGGCAGAUAGCGAUAACCUGCAAACGAACCGAGAUAAAAUGAUCUUGGUUAGCAGUGGCAAGGUGAAGGAUCGUGUUCAGCAUUUCGACGACAUGGAAAAAAGGAAAAAUACUAAAAGAUGUCUUUCUCCACUACCUGACAAAGAGAACAGAAUAAGCAAGGGUCAAGAAAUAGAAGAUAAUAUUUCUAUUUCUGUGUUGGACCCUAAGCUAAAGAAAGAAUGGUUUGUAAAAGCUGCUCAGUGUGAUUAUCAUGCUCUUGUCAGCUUGCUAAAGAAAGAACCAAAGCUUGCAGGAAUAAAGGUAAAUGUUUCAAUCACAGCUCUUCAUUGGGCCGCAAAGCAAGGUGACGCCAACGUUGUGAAGCUCAUUUCCGGUGCUUACAAGGUGAAUCCCAAUGUUCGUUCGGGCUAUACACCCGUCCACUUAGCAACUCUGUAUAAACAUGAUAUGAUUGUCCACCUCCUUGUACAUACCUACGGCGCCGAUCCUUCCAUACGAGACUACAGCGGUAAACGAGCUGAUCAGUAUCCUGACAAUCACGUCAGAACUGUUUCGGGUGUUAAAACAAUGGAACGGAAACCACUUAAAACCCGGCCUUUGGAGAAAGAGCCGAGUUCCGGAUUCAUUAGGAUAGGUUCUCUCAAUUUACGAAAAUCGAGGAAAUCGGCUGUUUUUGCAAGCGUACGAGGCAGCACGAGGAGCUGGGGAUCAGCCACUGAAUUGAGGUUAAGUAAUUACAUGUCCACAAGGAAGAAAACGCCAAAAAUCCAGAUCGAGAAAAAAUGUGAAACGGAAGUAAAGAAUGAUUCCGACUCGGACAGUGCUUACGGAUUCAAUUCGAAAUAAGUGAAACUGAAGAUUCCCGAUCGACCGCAAGUGGACCGCCACUUCUUAGAAAUCAUGCCAAAGUGAAACUGAUGGACUGAAAAGUGAAUCAUGGAUAGCUGGGAAAAACUUGUUUCAUAUUUUACUGGAACUGACUUGUAAUUGAACUGUACAUAAUGAAUACUAUUUAUUUGCUUUUUGGUUUAAUUCCUAGAGCUGAAAUGAGUUAUCUAAUGUAGUA